UGCAUGGAUGACCCGCAGUUGUGUAACAAUCUCUGCACACUGCUCUCAAGGGCACUGCUAGUUCUUGGAACCAAAUUCCAGGUAGUCACAUACCACAGGAUGCUAAUCACAGCCCUGCUUUGAGCUGCCGCAGCACUGCUGCCUCUCAGUUCUGUCCCUUGCCCAGCAUGGUUGCUUCAGCAGCCUGUGAGAACCUGCAGGAAUCCUGCACCAGUUUGUCACCUCAGUGCUGAUGAGCUCCUCUAAAUGGAACAAUGAGACAGCCUUGGCAUGCUCAAAAGCACUGGUUCUACCAGUUUGGGGCAGAAUUUCGACGAUUUUCUCUGGAGAGAUCCAAACCUGGAAAGUUUGAGGAGUUCUAUGGAUUGUUGCAGCACGUGCACAAGAUCCCAAACGUUGAUGUUCUGGUGGGAUACACGGACAUUCACGGAGACCUGCUGCCUAUCAAUAAUGAUGAUAAUUAUCACAAAGCAGUCUCUACAGCCAAUCCUCUACUCAGGAUUUUCAUUCAGAGAAAAGAGGACGCAGACUACAGUGCCUUCGGGACGGAUACCAUGACGAGGAAGAAGAACGUCUUGUCCAACGUGCUUCGUCCAGAUAACCACAAGAAGAAGCCCCACAUUGUCAUUAGCAUGCCCCAGGACUUCAGGCCCGUGUCCUCCAUCAUAGACGUGGAUAUUCUGCCCGAGACCCACCGCAGGGUGAGGCUUUACAAGUACGGCACCGACAAACCCCUGGGCUUCUACAUCCGCGACGGCUCCAGCGUCAGGGUCACCCCGCACGGGCUGGAGAAGGUGCCGGGCAUUUUCAUAUCCAGGCUGGUCCCCGGGGGGCUGGCUCAGAGCACGGGCCUGCUGGCUGUCAACGAUGAGGUGCUGGAGGUGAAUGGGAUAGAGGUGUCAGGAAAAAGCCUCGAUCAAGUUACAGACAUGAUGAUUGCAAACAGCCGCAACCUGAUCAUCACGGUCAGACCCGCCAACCAGAGGAACAACGUCGUGAGGAACAGUCGGACUUCGGGCAGCUCCGGCCAGUCCACCGAGUCCAGCCUUCCCAGCAGCACUCCAAACAUUCUGGGAAACCUGCUGCAAGGAGAAGAGGAGAGUGAUGAGGAGGACAUUAUUAUUGAAGACAGUGGCGAACCGCAGCAGAUCCCAAAAGCUGCGCCUACCAGCGCGAGCAUAGAAUCCUUAUCACAAAUUGAACUCCUCCACGAGUCCACACAAAAUGGAUUCCUUCCUUCCAGUGAGGUGAACUUGAAUCACUCAGCAGGCAGCAUUAGUAUGGAGUAUGAAGUACCAGAGCCAGGGCAUAAGUCCUUAGAAGAAGAUGGAACUAUAAUAACGCUAUGAAAUGACGUUGGUGUACUUUAUAGAAGUAAGGAUGCCAUACAUGUUUUAAUUGGGCUUAAUAUGUAACACAUUUUAUACCUCUCCAUCUACCAAGCACUGCAGUUAGAUUAAAAGGAGGGAAAAGAGUAAAUACAAGAAAUUCAAAAUUAUAUAGGUUGACUAACUUCAUUAAUUCUGCACUUCAAUGUAAAUAAUGCACAAAGCUGGACGAUAAUUGAUAAAUAGCUGAAAUUGAAUGAGGAAAAUUUAAAUUGAAAAUGAAGGAUAGCUAAGAGAUGGCUGUGAGCUUUCUUUUAAAGGUACUUGAUUUUUAUUAUUUUUUUAAUGCCGUAUACUACUGGUUUCUGUAGAAGUAAACUUCCUUACGUGUGAGGCUGAGCGUCUCAUGGACUGUGGUUUCACGUUCCUCUGAAGUGCUGCUUACGUGGGAUGGAGCUGCUCCAGCCCCCUCUCUCCUGUCCUGGCUGCUGCUCCACUGGCAGAGCUGUGUGUGGGCUCUGGGCAAGAGGAAACUGGGACAGAGCCAGAGGUGGGCUGGGAAGAGAUGGGGUGGCUGCUCUGGUCCUGGCUGACACAGGGACAGCAGGGCUCUGUGGGCAGCACCUGCAGUGGGGCUUUGGAGGUCACUCUUCCUUUGUGAGUGAAUGUGCAACCACAGGCUCGUUAGUCAGGCACCAUUACUAGUUUUAAUGGCCAGGCGAGUUUACUUUUAAUGACUCUGAUUAUGAAAUUCAAAUGUGAAAGUCUUAACACUAAAGCAUCAAAGACCUGUUCCCAUUCUACUUUGCAAUAUUUAAGAAUAUCAUUGGAUUUAGUUACUAAUCCCAGGAAGUUACAAGCAAAUCAAAUAUAAACUUAAUGCAAUGGAAAUAGCAUAAGGUAAUAUCUGUUAAAAUUACAGAAGAAACUGUAAAGAUUUCUACUAGCAAAGGUUUGUUGGAAUGAGUCUGGAUUAUAUAAAAGUGACUUUCUUCAAACCUGAACGAGUUAGAACAGUCUAAAUUAAAUCCCUGGAUUAAAACAAGUUUUAAAUCAGAAUGAGGCUUUACUACACCUUGUUUGAGCCAUGUGAUAUUAACUUACUCAUUUUUAGGAGCUGCUCUGUAAAUGCAGACCGCUGUGUGCCCUGGCUGGGUGUUGUGGGUAUGACAGUGUUGCUGUGUGUGCAAACACCGGUGACAAGUCCUGAUGCUGCAAGAGCAAAGAGGGGUGUGUGUAACCACUGCACUCACUGGGACAGCUGCAGGGGAGCCUUCUAGCACUGUUUUUAUCCUUCCCCUUUUUGUAUCUCCUGCUUUGGCCCUUCAUUCCCAGCCUGACCCUCCUCUGGAACAGCCGUUGUGGCAGGGAAAUGAGCUGGGGACUAAUAGGAUUGUGGAGAAGGAUCUCUCCAGGGAUCCCAUGGCCUCUGGCAGCCUGGCAGGAGGGGCAGGGUGCUGCCAGUUCUGUCCUGUGCUCCCCAGAGCAGCAGUCGGGUGCUUGGGAGCGUGUUCCACCCUCUGGGAACAUGUGAUGAGUGGGAAGGGAGACUGACCCCUUUCUUUUUUUCCCCUCAGUCUAUUUUUGAGGAAAAUCUACCUCUGGUAACUUCACUAACAGGAGACCAAUGUAAGUUUAAUGUAAUCUGUAAAAGUUGUCACAGACUGUCAGAGGCUAAACCUGUGUUUGUUUCAGGUUUUUGUGGUGAUGCAAACACUGCUGCAGAAACAAAUCCCUGCUGUUUGGUGUUGCAAAGUGCACAUUUGGAAUUAGUAUCUGAUGAGCAGUAGUUUUCUCAAACCUCCAAUGCCAUUGGAGUCCAGGAUGCCAAGAAAGGCAUUUAUCCCCCUUAGGAUUUAUGGAGAAUGAGCACAGCAGGCAAUGAUAGUCUGCAAAUACAGGUGAGGGGCUCUUUUGUCACACUUACUUAUGGUUUCUUUGUGUGUGUGUGGAGAGAGCCCUGGGAUCUUUUACAAGAGCAAGAUCUUUCAAGUGUUUCACUUGUUUUGCUAAUAAUUAUUAAAAAUGAAGUAACUACAUCCACUUAGUGUGAAAUGAGAAAAAGAAGUGUUCAUUCUGCAACAUGGAGACUUUACCUGUACGUGUUUUCUCUCAGUGCUGCUCUACACUUCCUUUCUUUGUGGAAGAUUGUUUACUUUGAAAAUAUCUUUUUUAUUUUCCUUUGUCAAAAUACUUUCCUUCCUGUAUGAAAUCACCAGUGGAGGGUGAGACUCAUUAUUCUGCUAGUUUGCACUUCUGUGCCUUUGGUUUACUUGAAUGUAUUGUGAAUAAUCAAAGGAAUAAAGGCACUUGGAUGGGAAGAGAAGAGAGGUCCACAGGUACAGAGAAUGAACUGGAAGUGCAGGUGUGAUGUUUUCAUUCUGUGCAGAUCCACGUGGGGCUGAUGGGUCCCUGAGGAUUUUGCAGCUGGGGUCACAGCUGGGAGGAUGGACUUGCCUGGGAGGGCUGAGUCAGGGCCCAGCCCCGAGGCUGCUGUGCUGCCAGGCACGUGCAUGGGUACUUGGAGUAAUAUUUAUGCCAGUAUUAAGGACUUGUAGAAAUUUAACUGGGGUCCUACUCCAAACUGCAUGAGACUUCAUCUCUAAGGACCUUUCCUGCAAACAGAGUAAUCUAAGCGGGAGAUAAUGUUCUUUCUGACAUAGAUCAUGUUCUGUUUCACAGAAAUUUGGUGACAUAGUAAAACUAAGCAUUUGGGACUUGAUAAAAACUUUAAAGAAUAAAUCUAAAAAAAUGUGUAUUUACAGUUACAAUGACAGACUGCACAGCAUGUAAUUGCUUAAUGCUGCAGUUACCAUAAAGUUUCUAAAGUUCUUCCAUAUCUUACUAAUACCUACACUGUUAAUUACAAAAUAUUUUUAAAUUGCUACUUCAGGAUGAUCAAUGGUUGAUUAUGUGUGGCUAAAUUUAAUUUUAUAUAUAAAUUAUACUGGGGUUCGGUAUAAGGUUUUUUAAAAUAUGCUGAUAUUGUUAGCCUUUCGUUCACUACCUCCUAAAUUUUUAACAUCUAUACUGUUUUCUCCCUGGAAGACAAUACUUAAAGGCUUGACUGUUUUAUAUAGAUUUUAUCUAUAGCUAAAAAAAGGAGAAAAAUAUCCAGAAGUGAUAGUGAGGAUGCUGUGCAUGAUUGACAAUGUUACGCUGCUAUUGAUGUAAUCUGUGUAUUAAGUAUCCUGUGUGUGUAAAUUGUGUUUUCAAGCCAGAUUUUAUAAAUUAAUUUAUGAAAUACCCAAAUUAUUUCAGAAUGGAAUGAAAAACUAAAAUUCCUUUGACUAGUGUUAUAUGUUGUGUACAUGCACAGAGGGGGGAAAGUGAUUCCUCCCUGGUGACUGGGAGAUCUAAGUGCACCUUAAUAGGAAGAACAAAUUCUUAAUAGAAUUAAGAUGCAUUUACUUUAAAGUUCUGCUGUGGUACUGGAGAAGUCAAGCCUAACUGUGAAUCAUACGGUUUUUUCCACACCUGAAUUAAAUUUAGGACAAUGUUCUCACAAGCUGUCUUUAACAUGUGUAUUUUUGUGAAUAUUAUGUAUUUUCUAAUUAAAUUUUACUUGCAAUGUGAUUUUUACAUGAAUGAACUUGUUUAAAAUGUCAAAUAUCAGUAUUUUUCUUACAACUUUAAUGUAUAAUGUACAUUGGUAUCUCACCGAAUGAAGAUUGAUUUUACAAAAAUCAAGCUAGAUGUAGUUGUAUAUUAGUCUUAUAUUUUUACAGACCAAAAUAAUAAAUGGAUAUAGAAAUAAAA
This is a messenger RNA of Parus major (Great Tit), 5087 nucleotides long. RefSeq names its product par-6 family cell polarity regulator beta (gene PARD6B). Gene Ontology annotation, cellular component: nucleus; cell cortex; apical plasma membrane. NCBI's taxonomy places the organism in Eukaryota, Metazoa, Chordata, Aves, Passeriformes, Paridae. Bases 255 to 1349 code for a protein of 364 amino acids. The transcript is spliced from 3 exons. Gene Ontology annotation, molecular function: protein kinase C binding. The record is from RefSeq and is a predicted model, not a curated record. Gene Ontology annotation, biological process: regulation of cellular localization; establishment or maintenance of cell polarity; centrosome cycle.